AUGAUUCGGUGUUAUCUCCAGAAACAACAACAGUGGGACCAUCAUCUCCAACAGAUCGCGAGUGCUAUAAGAGCCACACAGCAUCGUCAGACUGGCUUUACCCCUAAUCUGAUGAUGCUAGGGAGAGAGGUCGAUCAGCCAAUUGAUCUGAUGCUGGGAACGGUAACAGAAGGCAAAAACAUCCAUACCACUUCAGACUAUGUCAGCGGAGUGAUUGAACAAGGCCAGAAAGCACAUAUGAUUACUCGGGAACAUCUGCGGGGAGCCCAAUUUCGACAAAAACGGGACUAUGACGUCAUGGCGCAUCAACGUCAUUAUGACAUUGGGGAUGUUGUAUUCAAGCUGGAUACUGCUACUAACGUUGGACGUAGCCCAAAGCUGCAGCAACCCUGGAACGGACCAUUCCUAGUGGUUGAAGUGAAGUCUCCUGUGUUGUAUAGAAUCAAAGGCAGGUAA
Molecule: messenger RNA, 456 nt
Organism: Mizuhopecten yessoensis (Yesso scallop)
Lineage: Eukaryota; Metazoa; Mollusca; Bivalvia; Pectinida; Pectinidae
Exons: 1
Coding region: 1-456 (151 amino acids)
Molecular function (GO): nucleic acid binding
Source: RefSeq, a predicted model, not a curated record